CCCGCUUCAUCAUCCUCCUUGACUUGUCCGCGGAUCGGCUUCGCACGCUUGCCCACCUUUUAUUAAUGCUUGCGGACGCUCUACGUGUUCCACCGGCAUGAAGACAACUGUCACCAAAUCCCCCCGGGUCGAUGCAAUCCGUCGAAUCCCAGGAUCUGAUCUAUCCGAUUCGUGCUCUACGUGAAUCCCGCCAGGGAUCGUGCAUGAUGAUCGCCCCCCCGCCAUCGACGAGGUGAUAUAUAGCUUCCUCUUCCCUUUCGACAUUUCCGUUGUCUCUAAAUCUGUGGACCGUAAACCCGCCCCGAUGGCCACUCUGUUCUGUCUUCCCCCCGAGCUGCUCGUGCACAUUUACGCCCUGGGCGAUGUCAACGAUGCCCUGCAGCUGAGAGGUACCUGUCGACGGCUCCGGGACUUUUUCGAUGAACCUCGAAACGCCGAUGCCAUUCUCCGGGGCAUCAUGCGCCGCUUCUUCGCCACGGUCCAAAUGCAGGAUGACAUUCUACUUCGCGCAAUGCAACUUUUAGCCAGAGAAAUCGUCGGUUCCGAAAGGGAGACCAUUUCCGAUCUCACCUGUCGCUGGUUCACCAUGAAGGCGUUCCGGGCAUACGGUCGCGUGCCGCCCUUCCCAGGCGACCAUCAACUCACCGCGAUGGCGCUGCUGGGGGAGUGUCCCCCAGAAUCCGCCGGGCAGCCACUUUCUUGGGCUGUGAGGGAAUGGCGCGAGCCAGUGGCGAAACUCUUGCUCAAGAAAGGCGCAGACUUGGAGAUGCCUGAUGAGAGUGGGAGACUCCCGCUGGCACGGGCAGCCGGCAAUGGCUCUCACGCAGCCGUCGAACUAUUACUAGAGGCCGGGGCGGAUGUGAACGCUCAGGAUGGCCUUGAACGGACGGCGCUCAUGUGGGCAGCGAUCAAUGCUCAGCUGCCCAUUAUGGAGCUGUUGCUGGACUACGGCGCCCGGCCAGACACGGUGGACCAAACGGGCGCCAAUUUUCUGGCGUACGCUGCUUGGUCCUGCAAUGAUGCUGUAUUUGACUUCGCACUGUCGUGGUGUACCCUCAACGAGUGUCGGGAUGUUAUCCUGCGGCCCGAUCUAGAUGGGGUCACGGCUCUGCAUAUCGCCUGCUCCACACGCUGCAACAUCGAUCUAAUCCGGCGCCUACUUGACGCGGGGGCAGACAUCACAGCAUUGACCGAGCUCGGCGAAAGCCCAUUGAUGGCGUUAUUGAAGACUAGGUUUCCCACAGUCGGCUCUGUAUCGGGCCGCUUUAUGGGGAUCAGCCCCCCUCAGCUGUCGCCACAGGAGAUGAUAGAGAGAAUGGACCUUCUCACCACUCCCGAGCUGCUACUUACCCCGACGUACGGAAAACAACUACCUCUGCACUAUGCCGUCCAGAGGCCUCACCCAAUCCUGACCGAAUAUAUCCUAAACCACGGCGGCCGAGCCGGGUUGAACCACAUGGACAGAGACGAAUCCACUCCACUGAUGAUCGCACUGGACUCCGGAAACGAGAAGGUCGCGGAAUUCCUGAUGCAACAACCGGACAUCGAAUUCCAGGCCCGACCCGGUCUCUCGAACGAGAUGCAUCUGGCGGUGCGAUACUGUGCGCCUCACAUCAUCCGCAUCCUCCUCAACUAUGAGCCGUCUUUUUUGGACAUCCUAGAUGCAGAAGGGAGAACGCCACUUUUCCUCGCGAUUCAAAAGAGCCGCCUGGCCCAUUUCAAGCUCCUUCUGAUGGAAGGGGCAGAUAUCCGAAUCACUUCCUCAGAGGGCGAGGACCUUCUCUCCUACGCCGCUGAAACCGAGCAUGGGCUCCCAUUCUUCGAGCUAUUGGCAGACAGCGACCUGGUCAAAGUCAACGCAGAUGGCAACUCGCCCCUACAUCGCGCCGUGCUCGGGCUUUCCGUCCAAAAAGUCCGCGAUCGGCUCGCAUCUCCGGAUACCGACCUUCACGCACGCAAUCUCGCCGGAAACACCGCUCUCCACCUCGCCGUGCACAACGGCAACCUGCGGACCGUCGACGAGAUUGUCGAAGUUCUGCUAGCAAGUGAGCCAAACGGUGACAGCCCCACCCUCGCCAGCAUCGCCAACUACGGGGGCAAAACGGCGCUGGACUUCGCCCUGGAGAGGGGCCGAAAAGACACCAUCGCGGUGCUCGUGCAGCGGAAAUGGAACGCCACCGUCGGCCUGGAAUGGUCCCCCACCUCCGAGUGGAUCGAGAAAUGGUCCGAGGAAGACUGGUUCCCUGAUCUACUCCACAUCCUCCAACAGUCGGAGCCUCACAUCGAGGCCUUGCAGCAGUCACUAGUAAAGCAAUGGGGUGUCGGUGUCACCGCACACCGAAAAUCGGAGACCUCGGUCCAGCGCAGCGACUAUGACCAUUAUCUUAGCCUGACCAUCCCAACUGACAGCAUCCCCUCCCCUCUCCGCCGAAUCACCUUCACCAUGGUCUCGCACGACCAAGGCUGGAGCAACGACAACCCCGUCAACCUCCGCAACCAAUGCACAUACUUCGGGUCACGAACGUGGUUCGAAAUUGUGGUCGACAACUGCCACCGCUUGGGGGAAGCACUCCCGCGACGUCGAAUCGCGUGCAAUCUCCACGCCUCCAAGAACUACCGGCGCCAGACAGUAGUCUGGACUCUGGAAGACGAGUCCCCAGGCUUACGAGACUGGAUAGAGGCGAUCCAGCCCGGCGAUACGCUGUAUAUGGUUCCUCGUGCGAAGCAAAAUUGUUGGACGAAUCAUGUGAGGGAGAUGACUGUUAGUGUUUACUAUGAGAGGGAGGAGGGGGGGGAGAUGGAAUAGAAUUGCCGGGGGGGGUCCACCUAGAUAUGCUUUACAAUUUUCCUUCUGGGUGUUCUUCAUCGUCCUAUCUAGACGGAUAUUUUCCUAGGAGUUGAGUUCAUUGAGAAUUCGCAAAAGACACUACCUACCCCUACCUAUCUAAUAUAUAUCGAAUCAGUACCAAAUAGAUUCAGUCAGAUACAUAAUAAGA
Aspergillus heteromorphus CBS 117.55 is the source of this 2996-nucleotide messenger RNA. RefSeq names its product ankyrin. NCBI's taxonomy places the organism in Eukaryota, Fungi, Ascomycota, Eurotiomycetes, Eurotiales, Aspergillaceae. The transcript is spliced from 3 exons. The coding region runs from base 305 to 2806 and encodes 833 amino acids. Gene Ontology annotation, molecular function: protein binding. The record is from RefSeq and is a predicted model, not a curated record.